AGUGAGGUUUUAUCAGCAGACAGAAACAUGCAGUGGACUGUCCAGAUCAUUGUUUCUCUCCUGAACGUUGUAUGGAUUGUCUUCUUUUUACAGCCUGAUCCGUUUUUAGUGUUUGUAGAGAGGAGAAGCACUGACGGCUCUGCUGAGUUUUGUGUUCAGCCUCCAUCUGAUAUGAACUGGACAUCAGCUGUACAGUCAGUCACCAUCACCGCUAAUAAACCCAACAACACCAACACAACACCUGAAGAAUCUGAACCUAGAAACCCCCAUGAAGACAUCAACUUACCUAACAUGAACCAGUGUCCUCAACACAGUCAGUGUAACAAGACAAAUAUACAACCAGAAGACCCACACACCACUCCUGCACCAGAACCCAAACCUGAAGUAAAGUCUGACACAAAUCCAACCAGAUCCUCUUCUGCAUCAGAUCAUCCUUCUUCUUCAGGUGGAACUGGUCCUGAUGACUGCUGCUUCAGUUUCUACCCAAGAAGAGUGAAAAAAGACCUCGUCAAGGGAUAUUACAUGUCUGAUCACCGGUGCCCGAGGACUGGAGUCGUUUUGAUGACACAAAAGGGUCGUAACAUCUGUGUGGAUCCAAAUCUCUCCUGGGUUCAGAACAUCAUGAAAUAUGUGGAUGAAAAAACCUCUUAAACCCUCUUAAAGUGUUACUGUGCAAACCUGCCAUGAGUAAUCAAAGAUCUAGCUUUCAUCAU
This is a messenger RNA of Lates calcarifer (barramundi perch), 713 nucleotides long. RefSeq lists its product as uncharacterized. Gene Ontology annotation, cellular component: extracellular region. Gene Ontology annotation, molecular function: CCR chemokine receptor binding; chemokine activity. NCBI's taxonomy places the organism in Eukaryota, Metazoa, Chordata, Actinopteri, Centropomidae. Gene Ontology annotation, biological process: inflammatory response; neutrophil chemotaxis; monocyte chemotaxis. The record is from RefSeq and is a predicted model, not a curated record. Bases 28 to 651 code for a protein of 207 amino acids. The transcript has 5 exons.